AUAAAUAGGUGGUCCAACUCCACACAAAUCGUCACAAUUAUAUACAUACAUACACAACUGCAAAGAUAAAUAAAACUCGAUCACUAGCAACAAUGGCGGCAGCUAAUAAGCUUGUUUCAACCGGCGGCCGCAGCCUUGUGCUCAUUGUCAUCUUCGUCAUCACUGUUGCUGCUCUCUCUUCUUCCUCCAUUGCCAUGGCUGCAGCAGCAGCUGCAGCUUCCAAUGCUCAGCCGUCCAAUCUUGAUCUUGCAAGCUAUGGGGCGGGAAGUCUAAGGCCUUCACAGUGUCUGCCGCAAUGUACGAGGAGGUGUAGCAAGACGCAGUACCACAAGGCGUGCAUGUUUUUCUGCCAGAAAUGCUGCAACAAAUGCCUGUGUGUGCCCCCCGGCUUCUACGGCAACAAGUCCGUCUGCCCUUGCUACAACAACUGGAAGACCCAACAAGGCGGCCCCAAGUGCCCUUAAAUUAUUCAUUACUUUUUCUACCCCAAAUAAACUACCUCCUUCAUUACUAUUAAUAUACAUACACUUCCAUUAAUUAUUAUUAAUUAAGUGUUAUUGUUCCA
Molecule: messenger RNA, 565 nt
Organism: Cuscuta campestris
Lineage: Eukaryota; Viridiplantae; Streptophyta; Magnoliopsida; Solanales; Convolvulaceae
Source: the annotation of a GenBank genome assembly